AAUGAUGGGCAGUCAGUUGUAUGUAGAAACUCGUUCGCAGCGGUUGCGGCGAUGCUAUAUUGAAUGUGAAUCAACUUAAAAGUGAACGAACCUUACCAAAAAAAAAGAACUUUUUAUUUUUUCACGUGCAUUAGUGUUAUAUUGUUUAUGCUUAGAGACCGUAUUUUUGCAGUUUUACCGGUUUUGAGGUGUCAUUAAGUGUUGUGUAAUAUUAUACCGGUUUUCUUAGUACCAAAUGACGUAACCCUACAAUGAAGGAGUCGGAUCUGAAGAUACCCACACGCAAUGUCCUCACGGGAGCCGUGGUCAACUGGGAGGACGACGAGCUGGCGGGCCUGGGGGACACUCCCGAGAACCUCACCCUGGCCUGGAAGGACCUCUCCGUGUACAGGAAGAAGAAAUACCAGACCAGUAUAUGGAGGUCACCGACUUAUGAGGAGGUGAAGGUUCUACAUGGAGUGAGCGGCGUGGUGUCGUCUGGCAACUUGGUGGCUCUAAUGGGUUCAAGUGGUGCUGGCAAAACUACACUGUUGGCAGCGAUCAGUCGACGGGACAAAAGCGCAAUGUCGGGUUAUCUGAUGCUGAAUGGACGAUUAGCGGGCGCCGAUCUGAUCGCGCGGAUAUCGGGCUUUCUGCCACAAGAGGACCUUUCUAUUGGAGACUUGACGGUUUCUGAACAUAUGGAGUUUAUGGCACGACUGAUGAUGGACAAAAGGGCGACUGCGAUAGUUCGCUCGAAACGGAUUCAACAACUGUUGGGUGACCUAGGCGUCGUGAGCUGCACGCAGACCAAACUGAAGGCGCUCUCAGGAGGAGAGAGGAAAAGGGUGGCGCUGGCAGUGCAGCUCCUCAACGACCCACCGAUUUUAUUCUGCGAUGAGCCCACAACGGGAUUGGACAGUUCAGCAGCAAGCGCGGUGGUUUCUAGACUGAGACGAUUGGCGAUUGGUGGAAAAUUAGUCAUCUGUUCAGUCCACCAACCAGCGUCCGGCGUCUUUGAACUAUUCCACCAAGUGGUGCUGUUGGCAAACGGACGGAUAGCUUUCCAUGGAACUAUCGAACAGGCUGACCAGUUUUUUGCAUCCCUCAACUACAAAUGUCCAGUGGGCUUCAACGCGGCGGAGUACUACGUCACUCUGCUCGGAGUAGACACAGAGAAUGAGAUGGAGAGCAGAGAGAGAAUCCGGCGCAUAUGCAACGAGUACCAGCGGUCGCAUGUCGCGGCCGCUAUUGACAGCAGAGUGGGAGACGUUAAAGACGAGAUGGAGUAUUUUAAUGGAGAUACAGAUGAAAAGAAUGUAUACUUCGAGCGCUAUUUAACACUAGUCAAAGUGAACUACUUCGUCCAAUUUUAUUGGCUUAUGUGGAGAAAUAUAUUAUCAAUAAAACAUAAUAAAUCAAUUUGGAUAGCUGAAUUUUUACUCCUAAUGUUCGUAGGUCUAGUGAUCUCGAUCCCCUACCACGGUCACUUCGAGGAGUUGGACCAACGUGACAUCCAGAACGCCGAAGGUCUGCUCUACCUGAUGAUAACGGAGACGAUAUUCCUCUUCAUCUACGCAGUGUUCAUCACCUUCCCCAGCGAAAUGCCUGUGCUGUUGCGAGAGACAGCGAGCGGGCUGUACUCACCAUUGCCUUACUAUUUGUCGAAAAUGAUAUUUUGGAUACCCCGGGCGGUGAUCGAGCCCAUUCUGUUCGUCACGCUGGUGUUCAACAUCGCCGGCCUGCAAGGUGGUUUCAUGAACUGGCUCGGCAUGUGCUUCGUCUGCAUACUCUGCGCCAACUUUGCCAACGCUUACGGUUCAUUCCUAUCAGCGGUAUUCGAUAAGAUGGAAACAGCGGCUCUCGUCUCCGUACCUUACGACUUAAUAGGCACCAUGUUCUCUGGCAUCUACCUCAACCUGGCCAGCGCUUCCCCAUACAUAUCCUGGCUUAAAUAUGUGUCGGGCUUCUACUACGGCGUCGAGACCAUAUCAAUCAUCCAAUGGGACUCCAUAAGCACCAUAAACUGCGUUAAUAUAAAGGGUAUGCCGUGUAUCAAAACUGGGGGGGAAGUACUCCGAAGGUUUGGAUAUGUGGAGGAACAUUUCUGGAGGAACUGCGCUUGUUUGAUGAUUAUGUACUCUGUGGCUCAUGUAAUAGCGUUCAUAAUGGUAGUGAAAAGGAGCAGGGGUACGCCGGUGUAUUAGGUUUUUUGAAUUGUAUAAGAUAAGUUCAUUGUGUUCAAAUAUUUAAGGCUCAAUACAAGUUAAGUCUGGACUCUAAUAUAAGAAGUCCUGCGUUUGAUUCCCGUCCCUUGAAUAUUGUUAUUCCCACUCGCGUGCCUUAUCGCUUAAUUGGACAUGAAAAGUUUUAUCACUUUAUGUGGGUGGGUAGUGCGUUCAUUAUCCCACUUCUGAUUUUAGCAGACUCUUACAGUGUAAGUAGUGUGUGUAGUGUCCAAUCCACAGGAGUGGAUUACAAAAAUAAGAAAACCAAUGUCAAACAAAGGUUAUGACUCACAACGUUAUGAUCAACAACUUAAUUAACAAAUCAAUCUGUAACCAAAAUAAGACCUAGACUGACUGACUAGAAUGGCAAAGAAUUACCUUGAAUGGAUUUACACACUAGUGAACGUUGUGUGUAGGUUUAAAGGAUCCUUUGACAGUUAACAAACACUCCUCUUUUUCACUUAAGUCACUCUCCCCGCCUAUUCCAAGUAAACUACCACCAGGAGCAUAAUGAAGUCGACCGGACGACGAGCGCCUAAUUUCGCAAGUCGUUCCCGCCAACUGAUUGUUACCGCUCUCUAUAUCCCUACUCUUUACGAAACUGUCGCGCCACCUAGCGUCGGCACGAGCCAACACGAAAUCAGGCGACGUCAUAUCCGUCCUAGACUAUUAUUUCCUACAAAAGAUAUACAAAAUGUCUGGUGUGAAUAUGAAAAAAAACAUCUAAAUAUCUCUUUGUCCCGUACACGAAACCUUACUUAAUAGUAGUGUAAGGUUGCUUAACCAGUACUGUAACCAUAGCACUGCGUUACGACUUUAGGUAACCUUUCUUACUUUACUUAAAUGCCAAUUUUUUCGUGUGUAGCUAGCCUAAUAACUAAAGUAUCAGUAAGCUGUAUAACGCCAAAUAAAGUAGGUACUUUUAAAUAAAGUAGGUACACCAUUGUACAGCUCUAAAUAAUACCUAAUACUUAAUUAAGUAAUUUGUUUUUUUUUAAUUAGGGUUAGAAGGUAAAGGUGAUUUUACCGAUUAUCAGUUUUUCAGCGCAUGUUGAAAGAAAUAGUUAUUGCUGUUUGUUGAUCAGACAGAACUCAGCACGUGUUUUAGGUAAUUAUGUUAAGUGUUAAGUAAGACAAUUUCUGUAUUUUUAUACAAAUAAAAUUAAGUUAAUUAAAAA
Bicyclus anynana (squinting bush brown) is the source of this 3385-nucleotide messenger RNA. RefSeq names its product protein scarlet. Bases 252 to 2186 code for a protein of 644 amino acids. The transcript has 12 exons. Lineage: Eukaryota; Metazoa; Arthropoda; Insecta; Lepidoptera; Nymphalidae. The record is from RefSeq and is a predicted model, not a curated record. Gene Ontology annotation, cellular component: plasma membrane. Gene Ontology annotation, molecular function: ATP hydrolysis activity; ATP binding; ABC-type transporter activity.